Messenger RNA from Strongylus vulgaris, 177 nucleotides. Lineage: Eukaryota; Metazoa; Nematoda; Chromadorea; Rhabditida; Strongylidae. The record is from the annotation of a GenBank genome assembly.
CGGGAGUACUACGGAUUGCCUAAACUGGCAAAAUACGGUUUCCGUUCACUUAGUGCAGGAAGAAGAGAAGCAAUGGAAGAAAGGAAGAGUUAUCCUACUCCAACAACUUCCACUGCAGAGCCUGGGGUGGUUGUGGCAAAGGCAGUUUCGGGAGCUGGGGUACUACGAAUUGCCUAG